Molecule: messenger RNA, 1078 nt
Organism: Zea mays
Lineage: Eukaryota; Viridiplantae; Streptophyta; Magnoliopsida; Poales; Poaceae
Product: chlorophyll a-b binding protein 2
Exons: 1
Coding region: 53-841 (262 amino acids)
Biological process (GO): photosynthesis, light harvesting
Cellular component (GO): membrane
Source: RefSeq, marked validated
ACCAGCGGCAUCUAUAGCAACCGGUCCAACACUUUCACGCUCAGCUUCAGCAAUGGCUGCCUCCACCAUGGCGAUCUCCUCCACGGCGAUGGCCGGCACCCCCAUCAAGGUGGGUUCCUUCGGCGAGGGCCGCAUCACCAUGCGCAAGACCGUGGGCAAGCCCAAGGUGGCGGCGUCCGGCAGCCCCUGGUACGGCCCCGACCGCGUCAAGUACCUCGGCCCCUUCUCCGGCGAGCCCCCGAGCUACCUCACCGGCGAGUUCCCCGGCGACUACGGCUGGGACACCGCCGGGCUGUCCGCCGACCCCGAGACAUUCGCCAAGAACCGCGAGCUGGAGGUGAUCCACUCCCGCUGGGCCAUGCUCGGCGCGCUCGGCUGCGUCUUCCCCGAGCUGCUCUCCCGCAACGGCGUCAAGUUCGGCGAGGCCGUCUGGUUCAAGGCCGGCUCCCAGAUCUUCAGCGAGGGCGGGCUGGACUACCUCGGCAACCCCAGCCUGAUCCACGCGCAGAGCAUCCUCGCCAUCUGGGCCUGCCAGGUCGUGCUCAUGGGUGCCGUCGAGGGCUACCGCAUUGCCGGCGGGCCGCUCGGCGAGGUCGUCGACCCGCUGUACCCUGGCGGCAGCUUCGACCCCCUCGGCCUGGCCGACGACCCCGAGGCCUUCGCCGAGCUCAAGGUGAAGGAGCUCAAGAACGGCCGCCUCGCCAUGUUUUCCAUGUUCGGCUUCUUCGUCCAGGCCAUCGUCACCGGCAAGGGCCCGCUCGAGAACCUCGCUGACCACAUCGCUGACCCAGUCAACAACAACGCAUGGGCCUACGCCACCAACUUCGUCCCCGGCAACUAAGCUCAACGGCUAUGCUAUGCAACUUCAUUGUCUUUCGGAUCGGAGAGGGUGUACGUACGUGGAUUGAUUGAUGCUGCGAGAUGCAUGUGUGUCUUUUGUUUCACGUUGCAUUGCAUAGGCAAGUCGAGAUGAUGAGUUGGCGUUGUACACUAAGAUGAACCAUGUUUGUGCAAUAGUGGUGGUUUUUGUUUCCUGCUGGUUAAUUGUUGAUAUCCAUUAAUUUGUUUUUCUUCUAUA